Trypanosoma grayi is the source of this 921-nucleotide messenger RNA. RefSeq lists its product as hypothetical. The record is from RefSeq and is a predicted model, not a curated record. The transcript has a single exon. NCBI's taxonomy places the organism in Eukaryota, Euglenozoa, Kinetoplastea, Trypanosomatida, Trypanosomatidae. The annotation marks the transcript as partial.
AUGAUGGAGUGCUGCGUCCAUUCACCCUGCGGGCGCUACCUCGUCCGGUACAAGAGCGACAUGGAGACGAUGUGCAUAGAUGUGGUGCCGAAGGUGUCCUCCUUCGAGCCGUCACCCACCAUCCACUACGCUGCGGUGCUGCGCGAGUGCCACGUGGCGGAGAUCACAACGGCAGCAGGAGUGCGGAAGGAGUUCGCCGCCUUCGCGGACAUGACGUACAACGCCAUGAUUGGGCGCUCUCCGUGCGUCAAGUUCUUCAUUGAGACGUGUGAGGAGAUGAAGAGCCGCAUCACUGCGGAGGUGGCGCAGCGCGGCCGCAACUGCGUUACUGACGACAGCGAGACCAGCCAACUCCCGGAGUCGUCUCGCACGCAGCGUUUCUUCACUCUAGACUACGACGUUGACUUCACGCGCGCCGUGUUUCCGGUGCCCCUUGUGGAGAGGACACCGGCAGCGGCAGCAGAAGCAGCAGCAGCAGCGAACAAUGCGGAGCCCCAGCGACGCACUUCCGUUUGCCCACAACUCCACCACCAACUGCGGCAGCAGCACCAACAGCAAUGCGUGACACCACAGGACGAUGAGCCAACGAGAGCCGAGGUUGACAGCAGCAGCAACAGCAGCGGUCAGGCCGCCAUCAUUACAAAGCUGCGGGCGGAGAACGAUAAGCUCAGGCGGGAGAACGAUGCCUUGACACGACUGAGUAGAGAGAAGAUGCUGGAAAUGCAGCGGCUCUGCGAGGAUUUUCAGAAGCGCGUGGAAGGGGCGCACGAGGUGGAGCGGCUCACGAAGAAGCUGUCAAGCCUUCGCGCGCGGCUGCGGCGGGCGGAGGAGGAGCGGGACGAGGCGCACAUCGCCUUUGAACGGCUCAAGCGGCGGACACAGCGUCUGUCGUCUCCGCCUCCGCCUCCGCCUCCGCCCCCA